Messenger RNA from Salvelinus fontinalis (brook trout), 3767 nucleotides. Its product is annotated as melanopsin-like. The record is from RefSeq and is a predicted model, not a curated record. Gene Ontology annotation, cellular component: membrane. NCBI's taxonomy places the organism in Eukaryota, Metazoa, Chordata, Actinopteri, Salmoniformes, Salmonidae. Gene Ontology annotation, molecular function: G protein-coupled receptor activity. Gene Ontology annotation, biological process: G protein-coupled receptor signaling pathway.
AUGGAAAAUCAUUCGACCAGAAAAGGGGCCUUUUGCUCACCGGGGGAGCUCAACUGCACAAGGGUUUUUAAGGAGCACCUCUCAACCUCCAGGAACUAUAAACUUGAUCAUGUGCUCGGCCACGGGCCAACCCACCGGCCCUUCCACCCGGUGCCACCGCAUCCCUUCCCCACCGUGGAUGUUCCUGACCACGCGCACUACAUCAUCGGCUCGGUCAUCCUCAUGGUGUGCAACAUGGGCGUGCUGGGUAAUGCUCUGGUCAUCUAUGUCUUCUGUCGCAGCCGCACCCUCCAUACACCGGGCAACCUGUUUGUGGUCAACCUGGCCGUGGCUGACUUCCUCAUGUCGCUUACCCAGUCCCCCGUCUUCUUUGUGGCCUCGCUGCACCGCCGCUGGGUGUUUGGCGAGCGCGCCUGUGAGCUCUACGCGUUCUGUGGCGCCCUCUUCGGCAUGUGCUCCAUGAUGACGCUGACAGCCAUCGCCGUUGACCGCUGCCUGGCCAUCAUCCGAUCGCUGGCCUCGCUGGCCAGCAUGAGCCGGCGGCGGGCCAUAGUCAUGUUGAUAGCCUGUUGGGUCUGGAGCCUGGGGUGGAGCCUGCCGCCGUUCUUUGGCUGGAGCGCCUAUGUGCCCGAGGUCCUGCAGACGUCAUACAGCUGGGACUACACCACCUUCAACCCAUCGGUGCGUGCCUACACCAUCAUCCUCAUCACCUUCGUCUUCUUCAUCCCACUGGGGGUGAUUGGCGGCUGCUACAUAGCCAUCUUCCGCACCAUCUGCCGGGCAGGCCGAGAUGUGCGGUGGCUGGACUGCGGCAAGAAGUACAAGGUGUACGAGCGGCUUCGCGGUGAGUGGCGCAUGUCCAAAGUGGCACUGGUGGUCAUCCUACUCUUCGUCGUGUCUUGGUCACCCUACUCACUGGUGGCGCUGGUCGCCAUGGCAGGCUAUGCCCACCUGCUGACGCCCUACAUGAACUCAGUGCCCGCCGUCAUCACCAAGGCCUCGGCCAUCCACAACCCCAUCAUCUACGCCAUCACGCACCCCAAGUACCGCAUUGCAAUCGCCAGCUACGUGCCCAUGCUAUGCUCGCUGCUGCGUGUGGGUGACAAGGACCUGCUUUCAUCCUUCAGCUCCAUCAGUGGUGCUUCCCUUGGCUCUCGAUGGCCCACCUUCACCAGACAGUGCUCCCUAGCCAUGGGUGUGGGUGCGGGAACGGGCAUGGUUGUUGCGGCAUGUGCCAACGAACACUGGGGCAAGAGCCGCCUCUCGUCGGCCUCCGACACUGACUCGUGCUGGAUGGAGAGCAAGGCCGACAGCUCCAGCGUUAACUCACUGCCUAUCUCCACGGAGAUCUCCACAGAUACGGCCAUCGCCAAUCAGCAGUCAGCAGGCGUGGUCGCCGGGCAGAAAGUGAGAGUGUUGUCUGACAGCCUCAGGGUUAGCAGCAUUUCAAGCACCUUAAUGGUGUUUGCAGGAGAUGUGCCCGAUGCAGGCCCAUCUGAUGGUAAAGAUCUCCUGCUCCCUGGCAACUGAAUUUAGGCUCUUUUUCAAUCUGAUGGUAAAGAUUAGGGGUGUGCCGACAUGGCCAUACUCGUAUUAGUAAUCGUUUAUGCCUAAAUAGAUGUUGACAAAAUAUCUCCCUGCACAUUCAUAGACCAUACAAGCGUCAGACUAUGAGCUGCAGAGGAGUGUGUCUGUGUUUGACCUGUGUCUGUCUUCAAUUUGCAGCGGGCAGAUAAGUUUGCUAUCAGUCAGAAUUCUCGUCGACGUUUCAUAUUUUUCAAUAUUGUCGCCCCAACUUGUUAGAUAUUAUGCACAUUGAUAGAUUGAUAGCAAACGUCCUUAGCAUUUAAUUUAUCAUAGUAGCAGGCUAACAGGAGGCAGCAGCAGACCGAAAAAAUAGAAGUGAAAGUGAUCGGGUGAAAUUCUGAAGCGAGUGGACAGAGAAAUACAGCUUCACUCUAUCCAAUCAGAGUAGCAGGAUCAAAGUACAACCCGCCCUUCCCUUGAUAGACAGGCAAACUAGCCAGUUGAGUUAUUUAGACCAUGUAGCACUUCUUUUGACUCAUUGACAUGAAAAAUAUCCGUCCCGACGCCCGAAAAUGUUUUUUUUUCCCGAUCAUGGUUAAUUACAAAAAAUACUCGGCUCAUAAUCGUUUCCAGAAAAUUGCCCAUAUUCGUUACGAUACUCGUUUUGUCCGACUACUCGGUACACUCCUGCUCCGUGUUAACUGAUCAUCGGCUCGUUUUCAAUCUGAUGGUAAAGAUGUCCUGCUUCCUGGUAACUGAAUUUAGGCUCUUUUUCAAUUGUCUAACAAGUUUAUCUUCUCCUCACCUCCUCUCAUUGUAUUGAUCUGAAAGAACUGUUUCGGAUAAAAGCCAGACAAUGAGGAUCUUCCAGUAUAUUGUUUUCCCCUGUCAAGUCUUUCCCAAAUCAAGGGAAGGGAAUGAGGAGGGGGCAGAUCACGUGGCCAGGUGAGCCUUUGUUCUUAUUCACUCACCUGCCCACGUGCAGGCUCUAACCUGAAGAAAUGUUUACUGAGAUUCAUACAUGCUGAUUUUCAAGCAUUUUCAAGUUUUGACCCAGCUAGUUGGGUUGAGUGAAUAGUAUAAUAAUCUGUAUAGCACAUUUUUUCAUAGGCUGUGUAGUUAUUCUUAAGGCCGAGGUAAAUAAACCGCAAUCCCACAUCAUUGUCACUUAGCCCCAUACUAUAUACAAUAUAGCAUUUGCAUUAUGUAUUGUGUAGAUAUAUAUAUAUAUAUAUAUUGCUUGUUUAUUGCCUGUUUUUAAUAUGUCACUUUUAGGCAUUUGUAAAGCUGCUGUCUUGGCAAGGUCUCCAUUGAAAGAGAGUAUUCCUCUCAAGGGACUUCCUGAUUUAAAUAAAGGUUAAAUAAAUAAAUACUAUAUUUUACCACAGGUUUAACUAAAUUAUUCUGUAUUUCUUAUAGGCCCAUGGACUGUAUUUCAAAUAUAACAAACAUCCAGAAUGAUUAUUGUGAAAUAAAUUGUAUUUUUAGGUGUUUUCUUAACAAUUUGCAUAUUUUAUCAUUGCUAGUUUUGUCAUUAAACUCAAGCCUAAAUUCUAUGGUGUAAAGUACUUAAGUAAAAAUACUUUAACUACUUAAGUCGUACUACUUAAGUCGUUUUUUGGGAGGUAUCUGUACUUUACUAUUUUUAUUUUUGACAAUUUGUACUUUUACUUCACUACAUUCCUAAACAAAAUAAUAUACUUUUUACUCCAUACAUUUUCCCUGACACCCAAAAGUCCUCCUUACAUUUUGAAUGCUUAGCAGAACAUCCCUGGUCAUCUUUACUGCCUCUGAUCUGGGGACUCACUAAACACACGUGCUUCAUUUGUAAAUUGGAAUGCGCCCCUGGCUAUCAAUACAUGAAAAAAUAUAUAUAAUAAUAAUAAUAAUAAUUGUGCCAUCUGGUUUGCUUAAUAAUAUUUAUUUUAAAUUAUUUAUACUUUUGAUACUUAAGUAUAUUUUAGCAAUUACAUUUACUUUUGAUAUUUAAGUAUAUUUAAAGCAAAUAUGGCUGUGCCAGAAGGCGUAGAUGACCAGAGCGUUACCCAUGAUGCACAACAUGAGGAUGACGGAGCCGGUGAUUUAGAGCGCAUGUCAAAUGUAUAUUUUUUUCUGUAAUUGUGUGGUGAACAUUAGACUGCUAUAAAAUGUUUUCAAUCUAAAUAUUUAUUGAAAAAGUAUGUGUUCUUUUAAAUAUGUUUAGUUUUAUUUCAAUGGUAGUUUUCAGAAAGCUAUUUCAA